AUGGAAUCGCUUCGACAUAGUUUCACUCUACUCCAGUACUGCGGUAUGUGGCCGUCACAUCGUUGGUCAUCCUUUAGUUUUAAAGCCAGGAUUUACGGGCUGUACACCGUUUGUGUACUAGCUAUGAUCAAUUGGUUCGUCGUGUCUGAACUGUUCUCCUUGUCAGCGAUUAGAAGUAUUGAAGAUUUCGCCGAUAAUUGUUUUAUGCUCAUGUCUAUGAUAGCUGCGAGUGGAAAAACGGCUGUUAUUUUGAUUAGGAGGGAGGAAGUUCUUGUUAUGCUGAAUACACUUGAUAAUUAUCCGCACAAGCCUAUGCACGUGGAUGAACAGAACAUUCAGAAUCAAUUUAAUCGACGCAUCAGAUUGAUUUUUCUACUCUAUGCUGGUCAAUUUGAGAUUGGAGUAUGGUUCAUGAGUAUCUUCAUGUACAUGCAAAAAUUGCCCUUCGGAGUUUUGCCGUACAAAGCAUGGAUACCAUGGGAUUAUUCAGCACCCGGGAUGUAUUGGUUUUUGUAUUGGCUACAACUGAUCACUGUCGUUCUCGGGGCGAACGUUGCCAGCGCUUUGGACACCCUAAUUUCCGGGUUCAUGAUGCUCAUCUGUGCGCAGUUUAAUAUUUUGAAAUGCCGCUUGGAGAGAACAAUCGAGGAAUUUAUGAUCGAAACGAGUUCGAAAUCUGACAGGAUUCGAUGCGAUUCAGGACAAAUCUCCGAAAGGCGGAUCGCUGCUUGCGUCAAGUACCAUCGCGCUAUCUUUCAACUGGCACAAACAAUUAAUUCCAUGUUCACCAUCAUAAUUUUUAUCCAGUACACUGCAAGCUCAAUAAUCCUGUGUGUCAGUGUCUUGAUAAUGUCACAGAUGCCAGUGACGUCUGCGAAAUUCAUGUCCCUUUUUACGUACGUCUGGUGCAUGGUCUUGGAAAUUUUUAUGCUAUGUGCCUCGGGAAAUGCAGCAACUGUCGAAUGCGAGCGCCUGAUCUUUGACGUCUACUGUAUGAAAUGGUAUCGAUUAACCGAACGGGCGAAAAAAGCCCUGUUGCUUAUGAUGGUCCGGACACUGAGGCCGAUCGUCUUCACGAGUGGAUAUAUAAUCGUUCUCUCCUUGGAAUCUUUCACGAAACUCCUGAAACUCUCCUAUUCUGUUUACACAGUGCUUCAACAAUCUAUAAGGUGA
Messenger RNA from Diachasma alloeum, 1173 nucleotides. RefSeq names its product odorant receptor Or1-like (gene Or94). Gene Ontology annotation, molecular function: olfactory receptor activity; odorant binding. Gene Ontology annotation, cellular component: plasma membrane. Bases 1 to 1173 code for a protein of 390 amino acids. NCBI's taxonomy places the organism in Eukaryota, Metazoa, Arthropoda, Insecta, Hymenoptera, Braconidae. The record is from RefSeq and is a predicted model, not a curated record. Gene Ontology annotation, biological process: sensory perception of smell; detection of chemical stimulus involved in sensory perception of smell. The transcript has 5 exons.